AUGGAAGAGUCGGACGAGGAUCUUGUCAUCAUCGAUUCUCCCGCAGAAUUACAGUCCACCCACCCACGUUAUGCCAACAUGCUGCCUGUCAGAAGCAACCCCGCAGAUCCAGCUCCACAAAGCGGCGUUGGACCACCAUCAUCCAUCGGUCAGGCCGAGCCGGUGAACGAGCUGCCGUCAGCCAGAGAAAAAGAUGCACAGGAUGCCAUGGUGCCCGUGACGGAUCGAGGGAAGGAGAAUGAGUCUCCAAUCGAGGGCUCAACGGAGAAACCUCUCCUACAAUCUGACCACUCAUCGCCGCCCACCGAUCAUACCGAAACCGAGCUCGAUUCGACUUGCUCAUCUGAUCGCGGCUUCCAAUCCUCUGGACCGCCGCCACCCGCCACCCUUCCCCUGACCGUGUACCAAGCUGAUCGCCAAUCAGCCUCACAACUUGAGUCCAGCAAUCGCCUUCCAUAUCACCUUGUACAGAGCUAUCCACCGCCACCUCCUCCUCCUCCGCCGCCGCCACCACCGCCGCCGCCUCCGCCUCUCGGGGUUCCUUACUACGGCCAACCCUCAUCACGCUACUAUCCGCCACCACCACCACCACCACCUCCCCCUCCCCCUCCACCGCCGCCUCCACCACCGCCACCGCCACCACCAUCACCCCCCGGCAUCCCCGAAGUCCAAUACUGCAACUGCACCUCCAACAUCGAAGUCAUCAACUCCGCCAGCGCCCUCCUCCCCAACCCGCACCACCACAACCACCAGCAACAACAACCCCCCCACCCCCUCGAGCGCAUCGUCCGCCUCGGCAGCAGCAGCACCAGCAACGGCGGCCGCAUCGCCGCGCUGGCCCACCACGCCGCCACCCCGCUCGACCUCGCCACGCACCUCUGGCUGCUGCGCCACGGCGAGCCCGGCCGCUGGUACGCGCGCCCGCCCCGCCACGAGCUGAGGCGGCUGCGGCGCCUGGAGGAAGCGUUGGCCGCAGGCGCCGGAGGUGCCGGAGGCAGCUCAUCUGCAAGCUGUGCCGCCGCCGCCGCCGCCGUCGACGACAUCGCCGCCGUCGCUGCGGGCAUCCUCGAGCGCUGCCGCGGCACGCCGACGCCGCCGCAUCCGCCUUGUCCUGUUCCUGUUCCUCAUCUUCUUCCUCCCCCUCAUCCACUGUCGUCGCUGUCAUCGCCCUCGCCGCGCGCCGGGCCGCCGGUCCCGCGGCUGACGGGCGGUGGUGGUGGUGGUAGCAGCCGUGUCGCAGCCUCCAUCGCUGCCGCCACCGCCGCCGCAGAAGCGGACGCGGUGCGCAUCUGGGCCGGCGCCGUCAUGCAGGGCGCGAGGCAGCAGUACCCGCCACCGGCGACGCCAGGCAACGAAGACGACGACAACGAAGACGAUGGCGUCCCGUGCUGGUGCUUCCCGCUCGGCGAAGGCCCCGCGGACGCGCAGUGCGCCCGCGCCGGCGCCCCCGCCUGCGACGUCCGGCACAAGCGCCGCAUCGCCGCGGCUUGUCUGGCGUAUUACAUGGUCACGGAGGCGCCGAUGGCGGAGGGGGAUGCGGGGGCGGUGGCGGCGGGGGAUAGGUAUGGGUAUGGGUAUGAGUAUGGGUAUGGGUAUGGCAAUGGGCGUGGCGGGCUGGGAUCAUCGGAGCAGGGGAGGGUGUACAUGGUUGAGAAGGUGGGGAGUAGGGAGGCGUGCUUGGUGCGGGCGUAUCACAACGCUGCGUUGCGGGGGUGGGGGACGGCGUUUGUGUGCGUGGUGAAGGAGGGAGGGGGCGUCGAGAUGGGUGAGGCGAGGGCUGGGUUGGAGGGGUUUGAGAGGGUGGGCGGGCUGGCCGGAUUGGUGGCGGAUGAUGAUGACGAUGAUGAUGAGCGAGGCGAGGACGGUGAGGGACGGCGGCCGGGGCGUGUGGUGAAGAUCUUCUACUGA
This is a messenger RNA of Diplodia corticola, 1908 nucleotides long. Its product is annotated as chloride chloride channel family. Lineage: Eukaryota; Fungi; Ascomycota; Dothideomycetes; Botryosphaeriales; Botryosphaeriaceae. The transcript has a single exon. The coding region runs from base 1 to 1908 and encodes 635 amino acids. The record is from RefSeq and is a predicted model, not a curated record.